UUAUAAAAUUCCAUCUGUAUACAGAAAUUAUCAAUUUUGAGUUCACUCUUUCUAUAAAUUUGUUGACUUUAUUUUAAAGAUAGUCAGUUACAGUGUUUUGCAAUAGUUCAUAUUGUGUUCUGUGCCGCAAAAGAUGGGCCGACCUGCUGUUGAAGGACGUGGAAAACGGUUUACAACAAAGCGUUCUAUCGGAUUGUAUAGCGGUGUAUUUGUAACUGCUGGUGUAAUAAUUGGAUCUGGAAUAUUUAUUUCACCACACGGGGUUCUCGCUGCUGCCAAUUACAGUGUCGGGAUUACAUUAAUUAUCUGGGUGUUGGGCGGAAUUGUAGCCAUGCUUUCAACUUUGUGCUACUGUGAACUUGCAACUUCGAUACCGGAGUCGGGCGGCGACUACACUUACCUGACGUACGCGUAUCAUCCAGCUUUGGCAUUUCUAAUACCUUGGAUGUACACGUGUGUACCAAGCUCAGAUGCAGCACUUGUUCUCACUUUUGCUCGCUAUGCUACAGAGCCGUUCUUCGUCGGCUCAAAACCACCGGAAGAAAGCGUAAAACUAGUAGCAAUCUGCUUGAUGCUGUUGCUUACAGCAGUAAAUAUACUCAGCGUAAAAUGCGCCCUUCGUAUGCAGGUGGCGUUUGCGGCAUCGAAGUUCUUGGCAAUCGGAGUUGUAGUCGUGGGUGGCAUCAUUUACGUCAUUCGUGACAACUCGGUUGCUAAACAAAAUUUCACGAGUUCAUUUAACAGUCAAGCGUUGAAGGGAUUCUCAGUUUUAAGUUUGUCUGGUGCAUUUUACCAGGUCAUGUGGUCGUACGAUGGGUGGAAUUCUCUUUGUCACGUCACAGAAGAAGUCAAAAACCCCGGGAAAACGAUUCCCAAAGCUUCCAUCUUAUCAAUUGCAUUCGUAAUGUUCGCUUAUCUGGUUAUUAACUGCGCAUACUUCUCAGUGUUGUCGGUGGAUGAAAUGGGAUCGUCUAAAAUCGUUGCAUUACCAUUCGCAUUGAAAGCGAUGGGGGGAGCAGCGUGGAUAGUUCCUCUUACAGUCUGCCUGUGUACUGCCGGAUCCUACAAUGGUGGGGUCUUAACUACUGGUAGAGUAUCUUACGUGGCAGCUCGAAGAGGACAUUUGCCACAGCUUUUCGGAAUGCUGCAUAUUUAUAAACACACCCCAAGCGCUGCUCUCAUUCUUAACGCCAUCGGAUGCAUCGUACUCGUUAGUAUCGGGCAGUUAGGACCUUUAAUCGACACAUUUGGCUUCGUAAACUGGACGUUUAAAGGCCUCAGCGCUCUCUCUGUUUUAAUCCUGCGACACAGAAUGCCCGAUCUGCAACGACCUUACAAGGUCCCUACUGUGAUUCCUGUAUUCCUGACCCUUCUUUCCGCCUUCUUCGUGAUUCUCCCUCUUAUCAACGACCCACAUUUUCUUUACUUUUAUGCAUUAGCAUUUUGCGCUCUUGGUCUUGUGUUAUAUUUUACUUUUGUCCACAAGCGUAUUCGAGUUCCUGGUUUGGAAAAUGCGACAAAAUUUCUGCAACAAUUUCUGCUUGUCGCACCGUCUGAAUGGAGGAAAUUGAAAUGAAUGUUUUUCUUGCAAACUUGCAUGGUAUAGUAGGGUGGGGAAAGAUGGGACACUUUUAGGACAUAAUAUCCAAACAAUCUGAUCGUGUUUUAAACAAUUA
This is a messenger RNA of Ciona intestinalis (vase tunicate), 1676 nucleotides long. The record is from RefSeq and is a predicted model, not a curated record. NCBI's taxonomy places the organism in Eukaryota, Metazoa, Chordata, Ascidiacea, Phlebobranchia, Cionidae.